This is a messenger RNA of Anopheles stephensi (Asian malaria mosquito), 1598 nucleotides long. RefSeq names its product dipeptidase 1-like. The transcript has 4 exons. Gene Ontology annotation, biological process: proteolysis. Lineage: Eukaryota; Metazoa; Arthropoda; Insecta; Diptera; Culicidae. The coding region runs from base 263 to 1555 and encodes 430 amino acids. Gene Ontology annotation, molecular function: metallodipeptidase activity. The record is from RefSeq and is a predicted model, not a curated record.
ACCCGUUCCUGUGCUAGUGGUGUACACGGUACACACGCACACAAACAGUCAGUGUCAACCAUCUGGCCAGACCUUUAGCAUUCCAGUUGGUGUGUGUGUCCGGAGGUGGGUUUCGAUCCCGCCAGCACGAUAAAACGGUGUUUCCUGUGUUCUAUCGGUACAACUGGCAGCCAUCGUAUCGGCGCCAGAUCGUUCGGCGUUGAGAUUCAGCACUCUAUUGCUUUAUUUCAACCGUACCCCGGUCUUCUCGUGCCAGUAGCAGAUGGCGAUCCGGCAGGCUGUCGAACAACGGGCGGAAGACAAUGCAACUUCCACAUCAGUUGCGCUAUGGAUAGGACUUAUCAUUGCUGUUGUUUCGUUCCUGGUGCUCAUCGGGAAAGGUUAUCAUGUCGGAAAAAUUGACGACGAGCUCAUAAGUGCGGGCAGUACCAGCUGGGAAACCGAUCUCCAUGAAGAGGAGCAGAUACUUAUUGUUGGGCACAACCAACUAGCUACGAAUGUAGCAAAGAUAGAGAACAACAGUCUGCGCGAGUUCGACCUACAUUGGGAUCUGCGGCGUCACACAGUUUGGAGCAAGAUCAAUACCUCGCGCACGGAUCUGAUUCGUCUCCGAGCAGGCCACGUCAAUGGGCAGCUGUGGUACGUUGGGCUGAACUGCACCGAUUCAGCCUUAGAGGACGUUCAAACGGUGUUCGAGCAAAUCGACAUCAUGAGACGGAUGUUUGAAACACUUCGACAGGAUCUUUCACUAGUGACAUCCGUAUCGGAGCUGCAUACAGCGAUCCUGCAAGGGAAGAUCGCCUCACUGCUCGCUGUCAAGGGUGGACAUUCGAUCAACUCGAAGCUGGGACUGCUAAGAUCACUCUAUGCACUGGGCGUCAGGUGCAUGUCACUAGCGUCGGAACGCAACUGCUGCAGAUGGGUUGAUUCGGCGAUUGUGGAUAUGCGGGACAUUGGCACGGCCGAUAUGCGCCAUGAUCUAUCCCUCUGGGGUCGAAUGGUCGUGUGGGAAAUGAAUCGGCUAGGUAUGAUUGUAGAUCUAGCCUAUGCGAGUUACGGAGCGGCACUGGAUGUGUUGCGCCACAGCAGAGCGCCAGUAAUCUUUAGCAAUGCGGGUGCAUACACCAUCAACCGGCAUCAUCUUAAUGUGCGAGAGGACGUACUGAUACCAUUAGCAACCCAAGGAGGACUGCUUAUGGUUAGCUUCGAUCCCAAGCUGCUGGGAGGAUACACCAUAGACAAUGUACUGGAACAUCUGAAUUACCUGCGAGAAGUCAUCGGACCAGACCACAUCGGCAUCGGUAGCGGGUUUGAUGGAUUCGAUAGUGCAAUCGAAGGCCUAGAGGAUGUCUCCAAGUUUCCCAACCUAUUCGCCGCACUUGCCAAAGGAAAGUACACCGAUGGCGAGAAAUUCCCUCCGUGGACAAAGGACGAGCUGAGGAAGCUAGCGGGACUUAACUUCCUGCGUGUGUUUCACGAAGUCGAGCAGGUGAAGCAGGAACUCUCCGGUGAGCAACCUCUCGAAGAUGACGGUUUGGAAGAUAUGUUGGAUUAAAAUAAAGCUAGUUGGUCCACUUUCCCUUUUCGGACAUCGGGUA